AUGGAUCUCAGCGAGGGCGGAACGUUCAUUCCGACCAGACCAAUCCCAGUCCAAGCAGAUGAAGAUGACGAGGAAGUCCGUCCAGACACCCGAGAAGCGCAGCCCACAGCCUCAGUCCGCAUCGCCGAGCCAACAGCAGCAGCAGCAGCAGCAGCAGCAGCAGCACGAGCGUCCCCCAAGCCUGCGACCAACACCGUCCGCAACCCACCUCCAGCAUACGGCCGCUGGAGAGGAAGCGUACGCGCCGAUCCCGAUCUCCUGCACUGGCGAGUCGUCGUGCCGUCACCAGCUUCCCAGCACCCAAGAACGCCCGUGCUGCCUUCGCCCACGUACGAAGAAGCCAUUGCGAGACCGCCGAGUUAUGUGACGAGGAAUAGUCCGGAGAGGAAUGCCGAGAUGUGCGAGGACCCGGCAGGAGAUGGACCAGUAUCGUCAUCACCAGCGACGGCAGAAGAGGAGGAAGAACUGGAAUACCUCCAGCCAGAAAUGUUCCAACUCCCCGGCGCCGGCGUCGGACUGGCCCUGUAA
Messenger RNA from Neohortaea acidophila, 528 nucleotides. RefSeq lists its product as uncharacterized. Lineage: Eukaryota; Fungi; Ascomycota; Dothideomycetes; Mycosphaerellales; Teratosphaeriaceae. The record is from RefSeq and is a predicted model, not a curated record. Bases 1 to 528 code for a protein of 175 amino acids. The transcript has a single exon.